AUGGCCUCACAACAAGAUAACCAGGACCUUCACGCUCACGAGUCUCAGUUCAGGGAAAUCUUCUUAGGUCUAUCCAAGGGGCAGGAAGAGUUGAGGGCACUCCUCAUGGGGAAUCUGAUCAGAAAAAGUCCUGAAGAUGACAAGGACGAACAGCUGAAACGUCUACAAGCUGAGGUAGACACAUUGAAAACCCAGAUGCUGGGGCAAAGGGCCCUCAUUCAAGGUUUAGCUCAGGAACAAGGAGAGCUGAGAGCCAUGGUCAGUCAGCUUUCUCAAGGCGUGAAGCAACCAGCCCAAAUCAGGGACCAGGUCAUGGAACAGCUCCCAAGAGGGCAAAGGUCGAGUCCAGUGAAUAGACCUCUCCGAGUUGCUACUACUUCACAGGUUCAACAACGACCUCGCCAGAAACAGCAGAUUGAUCAGAACAGGCCGGACGAGCCUAAGAGACAAUUCACCAAUAUCAACAUGCCAUGGUCACGAGCCUUGCAACACAUGUUAAGGAUGAAUCUGAUUGCGGUGAUCAACCCUCCUGCAAAUCCAAAGACCUCCUCUCCAAGUUACAACCCAGAAGCAAGGUGCGCUUACCAUUCUGGUAGCCCGGGGCACGAUACUGAGGAUUGUUGGGCGCUGAAGUACAAGAUUCAAGGCAUGAUCGAUGCUGGAGAGAUUCAGUUUGAAGUACCCGAGACUCCCAACGUGAUCACUGCUCCCAUGCCAAAACAUGGCUAG
This is a messenger RNA of Vicia faba (fava bean), 729 nucleotides long. The record is from the annotation of a GenBank genome assembly. Lineage: Eukaryota; Viridiplantae; Streptophyta; Magnoliopsida; Fabales; Fabaceae.